Molecule: messenger RNA, 604 nt
Organism: Cydia pomonella (codling moth)
Lineage: Eukaryota; Metazoa; Arthropoda; Insecta; Lepidoptera; Tortricidae
Exons: 2
Coding region: 53-499 (148 amino acids)
Molecular function (GO): cysteine-type endopeptidase inhibitor activity
Source: RefSeq, a predicted model, not a curated record
UACAACCAAUGUCUUUUAUUGUCGAUUGAACGUCGUCCGACAUAGUUAAAUAAUGUCCCCGCUAUAUUUUGUGCUAUUCGCAACUUUGCUAGCAAGAGUUGCCUAUACUUCGGAGCUAAGUAGAGUGAAGCGACAAGUCCCUGGCGGUGUAGCAUUGCAAGACCCUAAUGACCCAAAAUACAAGGAAUUGGCGCAAGAAUCGUUUGAAAAGUACCGCGUGACUAACCCAGGCGGCCAAAUAGAUGUCAAAGACCUCAAAGUAACCAGAGUGACCAGACAAGUUGUUGCUGGUUACAAGACGAUUAUUGAUUUCACUGUAACCCCUACUAAUGGUGAAGUUAUUACGUGUCAUUCUGUGAUUGUAGAACAGGCGUGGUUAAAAAAGAAAGAUAUUGACGUAGAUUGCAAUAUUAAUCAACCAAACAGUAGUAUUGAUGGUGAUCUAGAAGAAAAAGAUCCUGAUGAUGAACAACAAACGUGUGAUUUGGAUGAUCAGUAAGGGUCCAUUUUGUACCGGUUUGAAGAAGAAUUAAGAAAUGCGAAUCAUGGUUUCAUGUUUUUAUUACAUUACAGAACUUAUUUUUCAAAUAAAUGGUAAAACAUG